Spodoptera frugiperda (fall armyworm) is the source of this 1497-nucleotide messenger RNA. RefSeq names its product zinc finger BED domain-containing protein 4. Gene Ontology annotation, molecular function: protein dimerization activity. The transcript has 2 exons. NCBI's taxonomy places the organism in Eukaryota, Metazoa, Arthropoda, Insecta, Lepidoptera, Noctuidae. The record is from RefSeq and is a predicted model, not a curated record. Bases 1 to 1497 code for a protein of 498 amino acids.
AUGCUGCCGGCGGUGUACGAAAAAGUCAAGGCCGAAUUAAAGGACACCGUUCGCAGCCAAGUGAAGUCAUUGUGCAUCACAAUUGACAUUUGGACAUCUCUCGCAAAUGAUUCAAUGCUAGCCGUGACCGGCCAUUAUAUUGAGGAAGAAGAGUUUGCCAUCAAAUCGUUAUUGUUAGAUUGUGUUCCUCUUGACGAUGCCCAUACGGCGAAAAAUUUAGCUGACACAAUAAAAUCCAUUUGCCAGGAGUGGAAUGUCAGUGACAAAAUUCUUCUGGCCGUUUCAGACAAUGGCGCCAAUAUUAAAAGCGCUAUUGAAAGGGAACUGGCGUGGAAACAUUUCCCCUGUUACACACACACCCUAAAUUUGGCAGUAAGUGACGUUUUAAAAAGCCCAGAGAUUGCUGAGAUUUUAAAUAAAAUGAAGGGAAUAGUCCGACAUUUCAAAAAAAGCAAUCUGGCGUGGGAAAAAUUGAAACGGUACCAGGAACAAGCCGGUACCACUGCCAAACGACUACUACAGGAGGUUCCAACGAGGUGGAAUUCCACCUACUAUAUGUUACAAAGAUGUGUGGAAAUACGAGAACCCCUCAACAGUGCCAUGGUAAACCUUGGAAUGAGCCCUGUCACUAGUUACGAGUGGGAAUUAUGCCAAGAAUUGUGCCAGAUACUCCAUCCGUGUGAAGAAGUCACACGCGAAUUGAGUGGCCAAAAAUAUAUUACUGGCAGCCUAGUGAUCCCCAUUACGGUAGGCCUUAUAAAAGCGUUGGAGCAGUUAGGGGAACAAAAUGUUUUGAUGUCAGAUAUUGACAAAAUACGCCAGGACCUCAUAGGAAAUAUAAAACGGAGGUUUUAUAACUUAAAUAACAGUAAGACUUUUGGUAAUUGUAUGUUUCUCGACCCGAGAUUCAAAUUUUAUUUUGAUGAUCCACAUGUGGCAGAUGAAACCAAACGAAGAAUGGUUUCCUUGGUUGCAGCUCAACAUUCGCGUGAUGCAGUGACAACAAACAAUAUAACAAUAAAUAUCGAGGAAGUUGAACCCACGUCGUGUCCACGUCCAAUCAAAUCAAUCUGGCAAGAUUUUGAGCGGAGGAUGCAAGGCAUCCAACCCGAAGGCACAGCUCAGUCCCGCGCUAUCGUAGAGGUGCAACGUUACUACGAUGAUAAAAUUAUUAAUCGUAACGAGUGCCCCUUAAAAUGGUGGAGAGAGCACAAGUCGGGGUACCCGACACUAUACAAAAUAGCAGCCACGAAGCUCAACGCCAUGGCUUCAUCAGUGCCUUGCGAAAGGGUAUUCUCUGCAGCAGGGAAUAUCCUUAAUGAAAGGUGGACACGGCUAGGGAAGAAUCGUGCACGCGCUAGUGCUCGAAGAGAUCAGUAUCGGGAAGACGGAUUCCUAAUCAAGAAGGAAGAAGAGCGUUUCGAAGACAAAAUUAACAAGACUUUGUUCUUCGGUUUUGACGAUGCGUCCGAAGCCAGGACAACAGGCAAACAGUAG